AACAUUAUUUUCUAUUUCCAGGUAUUGAGGCAUUUGUUACUGCCAUCAUAUGUGAAUGUGAUAUAGCAGUUUGAGAGCAUGAGAUUAGAAUAAACAAUAAGGAAAUGUAUAAUGGCAUUGGGUUACCCACCCCACGGGGCUCUGGCACAAAUGGUUAUGUGCAGCGGAACUUGGCACUUGUGAGAAAGGGGAAGGAAAAGAUUAAUUAUAAAACAGAGGAAGAAUUGGAAAAAUUGGAGUCUCAGCUUAACAAGCAGCCCAAUUUGGAAAUUCUUGAUCAUGAGAGAAAGCGACAGCUGGAGUUGAAGUGCUUGGAGCUUGAGGACAUAAUGGAAGAGCAAGGAUACUCUGAGGAGGAGAUAGAAGAGAGAGUUAGAGUCUACCGACAGAUGCUAAAACAGAGAGAAGACAAACAAUCUUUGAAAUCUUCCCAGUCCCAAAUACCUACAGAUGAAAUGGGACGACCCAGCCACAACACUCCUUGGGAGGAUCUGGCCCUGGAUGUCCUGGCAGGGAAUUUCAGGAAUAAGAAGAAAAAAAACAGGAAGUAUCACCUCCCUACAGAAUCACCUACAGCCCUACAGUAUCACCUCUGGAGGCUGCGGCCUUAUCGCUGGGUGUUCCACCCCGCACCCAGGCGCAUUGCCUUGUCCUUCACGUCCUCUGACAUCCCGGUUGUCUUCCAUUCUCGAGUCUUCCAAUCCAUGUUGCCUUACGAGCACCAAGGGAAGGGAGUUCGUGACGUCCUCGAGGCCAUCGCCGAGCAGAAUGCCCUUCUCCGUCGCCACCUCCUCCUUUACUCUGAUUAUCAUCCGGUCCCUUUUCAUCCGAUGGCUUUCCCCUUCCCUUUUCAACCUCUUCACCCCUCUUCGGCUCCGCGGAAACGGCGAAAAAAACGGCGGAAGAAACGUGGCGCUGCAGCGCAGGCCCUCCUCAUCCAGGAACAGACUUGUUCCGUUCGCUCUAUCAUCAGUGUGAAGGAGACACAUCAAAUGGCCGAGGCACAACAAGAGCGCAAUGCCAAGCUUCGAGCUGCAUUUGGGAUUGAACGCCCUAAUGAAGAUGUGCAGAGAGAACGAGAGAAACCAAAGCAGUACCAGUUGGUCAAGACCCCUUCACCAUCCCCCUCUCCCCCUCCUCCUCCUCCUCCUCCUCCUAAACAAGCACAGACCCAAGUGACACAGAAGGAAAUAAACUCCUCUCAAGCUGAGGAAGAGCAGCCAGUGAAAAUUCAAUUGGACAAGUCCUCCUGUGUUACUGAUGGAACCAACAAGGAAAAAUGUGAGAAAUUGAGUAAAGCAAAGAAAAGGAAGAAGGGAAAGAAACAAAAGGAGGAGAAUGCAUGCAGGAAGGAAGAGGAGGAGAAUGAUGAUAACAAUAAUAAGAGGAAGAAGAGGAAGAAAAAGAAGAGUCACAAAAGCAAGACAAAGAUUAGGAUGAAGAAGAAGGGAAAGCAACGUCACCGGAGCCCUAGCAUCACUUCCUCUAGUUCAUCUGACUCAGAUUCUGCAUCCUCAGACAGUGAGUCAGAUGAGGAGCAGAAGCGGUCCCAAAAGCGAAAGAGAAAGAGGACAGGCAAGAAAAAACAGAGACGUCAGUCAUCAAAUCACUCCCAUUUGGACUUUGGUUCUGAUUCAGAAUCUACUGAUUCCUCCAAUGAAGACCAUGGUAUCAAGAAGCCACGAUCCAAACACAAUCGAAAGCGCCUGAUGGCCCUGGCCAAUCCAACUGGAUGUUCAGACCAGGAGACAAAGGUCAAAGAUGGAGAGAAACGGCAAAAGAGUCGAGAUUCCAGCCUCAGCUACUCCCCUAUUCAAAAACAUCCUGAACGAUAUCAGGACAUCCUUGACAAAAAUCAAGAUCACGGUCAGAAAGUUGCCCUCAGUCAAGAUCAGUAUCUCCAACUGCAAAUCACUCCAGAUCCAAGAGCCCUGCUGUUCAAGGAUCAAGGGCAAGUUAUAGGAGUCCUGGAUCUAGUCGAUCGAGGUCCAGGAGUCCUGGAGCACAUAGAUCAAGGUCCAGGAGUUCCGAAGUGCAUCAUUCAAAGUCGAGGUCCAGGAGUUCUGGAGCACAUCGAUCAAGGUCAAGGUCCAGGGGUCCUAGAGUGCGUCAAUCAAGAUCAAGGUCCAGUAGCCGCCGAGUACCUCGGUCAAGGUCAAGGUCAAGGUCGAGGAAAAGCCGGAAGCGGCACCAUUCUCGCAGUCAAAGCUCAAGUCGCUCCACCCGUCGGCGGCGUCACUCACGCUCUUCUCCAAGGUCACGCUCGCAGUCACGCUCGCGGUCACGGUCACGAUCGCGGUCACCCUCUCGGAGAAGAAGAAGCCGGAGCAGGUCCAUUUCUGGCCUUGGAUAUCGAUCCAGUCGGGUUGAAGCAUGGUUUUCUGACCUCUAACAAAUGGGGCUGGGAAUGUGUGGUGUGCAUGCAGGAGCAGCAGUGGAUCACGAUCUUCACGAAGCAGAUCUCAUUCCUCCCAUUCGUUCACGUCUGCUUCGUCUCGCUCCCGUUCUUUCUCCCGAUCCCGUUCUCCGUCGAUCCCGAUCCGGAGGGGAUCUCCGUCUUUUCUGGAGAAGCGACGCAUUACCAGCGCUCGGAAGAGGCCGAUCCCGUACCACCGACCCACACCUUCGCCGCCGUCGUCUCCACCGAGUCCGUGGCGUCCUUCCAGGUCCGCCUCUCCCUCUCCACACCGAUUCUAACGGACCGACGCACUGCAUUCCCUAACUCAUCAACUCCAUCACCUCCAUCUCCAUCUCCAUCUCCAUCUCCAUCACCUCCAUCUCCAUCUCCAUCUCCAUCUCCAUCUCCAUCUUCAUCUUUAUCUUCAUCUCUUUCUCGCAAUACGUUCCCUGCUCAACCCUUCGUCGAUGUGUACGCGUAG
Messenger RNA from Darwinula stevensoni, 2879 nucleotides. Lineage: Eukaryota; Metazoa; Arthropoda; Ostracoda; Podocopida; Darwinulidae. The record is from the annotation of a GenBank genome assembly.